Lolium rigidum is the source of this 1677-nucleotide messenger RNA. RefSeq lists its product as uncharacterized. Lineage: Eukaryota; Viridiplantae; Streptophyta; Magnoliopsida; Poales; Poaceae. The record is from RefSeq and is a predicted model, not a curated record. The transcript is spliced from 2 exons. Bases 186 to 1238 code for a protein of 350 amino acids.
GACUACCGCGGCGGGGUUGGAAGUGGACGAACCCUAGUUCCUCGCCCCCACCCUCACCCCCUCUGCUCCGUUCUCCGCCGCCGCCUCUCUCCUACUCCGACCCCGGAACCAACUCCGACCCCGAAACAGACUCGUGCGCCCCGCACCCCGCCUGUCUCCUUCUCCUGCGCGAUUUGGUUUGGAGGAUGUCUAAGCGACGAUGGCAGGGUCUGGCCAACUGCCAUCACCGCAGCGGCAGCAAGACUGAGCACAAGAGCCUAUAUCUGGUUCUAGAUGACUGGCACAGGGGCUUCACCAUCCGCAAGCUUGACGCUGACAGCCCUGACCUAAGCACCCCCCCUGUCGUCCGGCUAGUGUCACCUGCCUUUAAUCAUGCCAUGGAUUUUGCAGCACUGAACAGCAACAUCAUAGCUACUAGCAACCAAUAUACUGCAACCGUGGUCUUCGACACCGAAACUUCUUCUUUGGCAAUGGGAAAUCCCCUCCCUGAUUCACUUCUCAAUACCGUCAACUACUUUUUUACCGACGGUCAAGUGCUGUUUGCGUUUGCCUACGACUUCAUGUUGCGGCCUCAAUCCUUUGAAAUCCUCACCACCACCAAGGAUGACAUCAACUCUUUGUGCCCAAGCACUGACUGGUCCUGGAAAAGCAUGCCGGCACCCUUCGCCAAGGAUGAAAGGAUCCAAUCCUACGCCCUUCACCCAGACGGACACACCAUAUUUGUGUCCUCUUACAGCAGCCGUGUCCGCCGUGGCACCUUCUCCUUUGACACCAAGAACCAUGAGUGGAGGCGUCAUGGGGAUUGGAUGUUGCCUUUCAAUCUCCAAGGCUACUUCGACGCCCAACUAGAUGCAUGGGUUGGGCUACACCGAGAUGGCUACAUCUGCUCCUGCCAAGUUCCCUCCCUCGGCAGUAGCUGCAGCACAUUGCAAGAGCCCAACUGGAAGAUGGCCAAGGAGCACAAGAUGUGGAGCCCACAGCGUCAGUUGGCUAUAGGGCGAGGGGCUACUCUCACCUACAUGGGCAACUCCAGGUUUUUCCUUGUUGAUUGUGUGGCGGCUGAUGGUUUAGAGUUCCAGGAUGCUUUUGGUUACUCUUGUGGCUGCGUGCUCAACAUGACCACGUUUCGUCUCAGGUACGAUCGUGAGGGCAAUCUGCAAAUCAAAGACAGGAACACUACCUCUUGUCCUGUGUCUAAGCAACUCUCAUCGUUCUCCCCGGUGGCAUUCUGGAUGUAGCUGUGGAUAUCAAACUUGCUGUUUUAUUUAUUUGGCUGUAUGUCAUGCAUACUAGCUAUAUUCAUCGUCCUAUCUGUAAAUUACUCCCUCCAUUUUUCUAUAUACAAGGCCACCUUCUGAAUUGGUUCCAACUUUGACCAUUGAUUUGAGCAACAAAAUAUAUGUUGCAUGCCACAGAAAGUUAGACCCAUUUGUACGCUUUCUGUGACAUAUAACAUAUAUUUUGUUGCUCAAAUUGAUGAUCAAAGUUAGACCCAAAUUAUUAAAUGGCCUUGUAGAAAAAAGAGAGAGUAUGAUUUGAAUCAAUAAAAAUCAAGCCGGUUAUUAUGUGGAACCUUCCGGAGCUCUUAAUUGUUAAUUCUGCAAAUGCAGAAACCGAUCGAUGGAUGUCUAUGAUUAUGAGUUCCAGCAACUUAUGAUAUUUUUUUUGUAAUGAUUA